GAAUAAGUGACGUGAGUGUUCGUUCGUUAAAAAAAUGAAGUUUUUCAGUGUUUUCUUGUUAAUGCUUGUAGCUGUGUGUUAUGUUAAGGCUGAAGAGUUAACCAAAGAGAAUGUCAUCGCCAUAGCAAUGGCUUGUAAAGACGAACAUGGAGCAUCGGAUGCUGACAUGGAAGCCUUCAAGGCUCAUGAGGGAGCUCUAACCAAAGAAGGAAAAUGUAUGGCGGCAUGUGUAAUGGAAAAGUUCGGAGUGCUGGUUGAAGGCAAAUUGGACAAAGAUAGAGCAAUUGAAGUGGGCACAGCCAUUUUCCAAGAGGAUGCUGAGAAGGCGACUGCUGUUGUGGAGGCUUGUGUUGAUUUAGAAGCUGAUGAGGAUCAUUGUGAAGCUGCUGUUCAAUAUGCCGCUUGUAUGAAGGAACAUGCAGCCUAAACUUACGAUCAGUUCAGCAUUGUGAAUAAAUAGCGGAUAGACGACCACCGGAAAUAUGAAUGGAUUUUAAGCAUUUUUUGUUUUAAACAGUGGACUAGUUACGUGUUUAGUUAGAUCGAUCAUGUCAACAUUUUAAGCUAAAAUAAAUAGUUAAUUGUAAGAAAGCAUAUACAAAUCAUUUUUGCCAACUGAGUAAGGCUUAUA
Messenger RNA from Stomoxys calcitrans (stable fly), 631 nucleotides. RefSeq names its product general odorant-binding protein 19d-like. Gene Ontology annotation, biological process: sensory perception of smell. Gene Ontology annotation, molecular function: odorant binding. NCBI's taxonomy places the organism in Eukaryota, Metazoa, Arthropoda, Insecta, Diptera, Muscidae. The record is from RefSeq and is marked provisional.